CAUCACCAUAGGUGCAAAUUGACGUCUUUGAUUGCGAAAACGCGGAAUGACGAUUUUACCAUUCAUUUGACUUUGUACAGAGAGCUACAAAAUUGUCAAGGAAGCAGACUCGGAUCUCUCUAAUCUCCGGCCAAAAUCUACAAUCCUGACUUUCAGGUGCUUUUAUAUAUAUCGAGAGAAAGUGAGGUACAUAUGCGUGUCGUUUCUGCGUACGUUAUACUAAUGAGGAUCGAAUUGGGGUGAGGUUGAAGGAAAAGUGGAGCGAUCACAAUGCGCGCGGGCUAAGGAAAUGCAUCCACUCUGCUGCAUAACUUUGGCGAGCGGCGGCGCGAUCGGUGAUCGGUCACCGGAACUGCUGCUUCGGACCGGUUCUGCGGUAGUCGGAUCUGAUGCCAAUGCUGGGGGUGGAUGCGACGCCACCGGCGCUGCUGGUGUGCUCUACAAGUGGACCAAUUACCACAAGGGCUGGAGAUCCCGCUGGUUUCACCUCCGCAAUGGCUUUAUUUCUUAUUCCAAAACUUGUCACCCUGACUACGUCUCUUUCACCGCGGAGGACGUUAAACUGAUCGGUCAUCUCCCGUCCAACGAUCCUCGCCGCCCUAAACACCGCAAAACCAUCCGCAUUGUUCAUCUCAAGGUAUCGUCAUUUCGUGAGAGCAGAUCUGAUGAUAGGCGGUUUUACAUAUUUACAGCUACCAAGACUCUUCACCUUAGGACAAAUUCAAGGCAAGAGAGAGAGGCUUGGAUAGAAGCAUUGGUUUCAACCAGAAAUGUCGUUAUGCUUAGACCAUCAGCUGAUAAUCUCUCCAUUUUACCCAGGAGUGUAUCUGUAUCAACUGACAAGCUGAAGAAGCGUUUGCUUGAUGAGGGAGUUAGUGAGGGGCUUGUCAAUGAGUGUGAGGAGAUCAUGCUUUCUGAAUUGUCUGAAAUGCAAGGUCAACUUCAAUAUCUCUGCGAGGAGCGUACAAGUCUGUUAGAAACUUUACAACAGUUGGAGGGGACCGAUAUUGAAACCGAGGCUGCAAGAGUUCCUGAGGGCGAGUACCAAUUAUUGAGUAGUGAAUAUCCAAAUUUAGGACGUGGAAAGGACAGUGAAUGGAGCACUACUGAAUCAUCUGAUGAUGUUGAGAAACAAGAACUCGAGGAAGCAUCAGUCGAAGAGGAAACUAGAUUUUUUGAUACAAAUGACUACUUUUCUGAUCCUUCUGUCAGUCACGGGUCAGCGGUAGGAGAUCAAAUUGAUAAAUGCUCAGAGCUUCAGAAAUCAGCUAAUGAUAAGAUGCAAAGGAAUGCGGGUUGUCAAUCUUCCAUGCGUCCACAAGUAGAGAGGCGAAAAAGACUACCCCAUCCCAUUGAAAAAGAGAAAGGAGUUAGUUUAUGGUCUAUGAUCAAAGACAAUGUGGGGAAAGAUCUCACACGAGUUUGUCUUCCCGUGUACUUCAAUGAACCCUUAUCAUCCCUUCAGAGAAGCUUUGAAGAUUUGGAGUACUCCUAUCUCUUAGACAAGGCAUACAAGCAUGGAAAAGAGGGUAACACUCUACAAAGGAUUUUGAAUGUUGCUGCUUUUGCUGUUUCUGGAUAUGCAUCAACUGAAGGCCGACACUGCAAGCCUUUCAAUCCUCUGCUGGGAGAAACCUAUGAAGCUGACUUCCCCGAGAAAGGAAUUCGGUUCUUCUCUGAAAAGGUGAGUCACCACCCAACACUUAUUGCCGGUCAUUGUGAAGGUAGAGGCUGGAUAUUCUGGGGUGACACUAACCUUAAAUCUAAAUUUUGGGGGAGAUCAAUUCAACUCGAUCCUGUUGGAACUCUAACCUUAGAAUUCGAUGAUGGGGAGACUUUUCAGUGGAGCAAGGUCACAACUAGUAUACACAACCUAAUUCUCGGCAAGGUAUAUUGUGAUCAUCACGGAAUGAUGCAUAUACGUGGUAAUCGCCAAUACUCAUGCAACCUGAAAUUCAAAGAGCAAUCUCUUCUUGACCGCAACCCCCACCAGGUUCACGGAUUUGUUGAAGAUGUCACGGGCAGUAAGGUAGCAACACUAAUUGGAAAGUGGGAUGAGAACAUGUAUUACUUAAGUGGGGAAUGUAAUAGCAAGCCAAAAGAUUUGUCUGAUUCAUCCUUAUUGUGGGAAAGCAAUAAACCUACACCAAACCUCACCCGAUACAACAUGACUCCUUUUGCAAUUACACUGAAUGAGUUAACCCCAGGACUCCAGGAAAAGCUCCCACCGACUGAUUCAAGACUAAGGCCUGAUCAGCGUUCUCUAGAAAAUGGGGAGUAUGAUAGAGCAAACGCAGAGAAGCUGCGUCUGGAGACACGGCAGAGAAUGUCCAGGAAAUUACAAGAAAAUGGAUGGAAGGCUAGAUGGUUCGAAAGAGGAGAAGAUGGGAAUUUCCGGUAUGUAGGUGGAUACUGGGAAACACGUGAGAAUGGGGAAUGGGAUGGAUGCCCUGAUAUAUUCGGCAAAAUCGAUGAAAGCCUCGUCGACUCUUAUGCUGGCAGCUGAGCUGGAUCCUCCUUGAGGGUUUAGUCAACCGGCCGUGAAGAAUAAUCACUUCCUCAAACCUAGCUAUUGUAGCGGAUAGUUAGGUGCCCUAUUUUCCGGGGUAUAUAAUUGUUUUGACAAUUUCUUUCCUCCUCUUACACCCUAGCUAGGCCUAAGUCAAAAUCGCACAUUUGACCCCAAUUAUCCAUCAUAUUGAAAUCUCAAACCCGUGUUUCAGGUUUUCUAAAUAUUGUAAACUCCGUUUGUUUUUGAUUUUUUCCAGGGUUAUAAUUGUCAUUUCUCAAUCUUUUUCGUUUAAAGCCCUAAUUCGAAGCCCUGGUCGUCAUGGGCUCCGCUAGUGAAGAUUUUUCCGUCAGAGGAGCGGUGGGCGGAGAAGGGCGGGUGGGAGAACUUGGUGGGCUCGGCAGAGACGAAGUCAAGAUUCGAAUUGAAGAGGAAGAAGGGAAGCGAAGGGUUGGAGCCGAGCCAGGUGAGUAGAAGUAGGGGUUUGUUUGGGGGUUGGGAAGUGAAAUACAGAAGCUGAGAUCGGAGGCCGGGGAUGGAGCCGGCGAAGGCAGUGAGGAAAUUGACAUCGGAGGGGUAGUCAGGGUUGGGAUGGGGAAAUGACAAUUUUAACCCUGAAAAAAAUGAAAAACAGACGGAGUUUACAAUAUUUAUAAUGGCAGGGGUGACAUUUAUAAUUAUUCGGACAACUCGGGGGUGAAAUUUAGAAAACCUGAAACACGUGUUUGGGAUUUCAAUAUGGUGCAUAAUUGGGGAGUCAAAUGUGCGAUUUUCCCCUAGGCCUAAUAUAUACUCCGUAUUCGAGCUUCUAGUAUGAUUUCAUAUUUUUUGGUUAGGAAAUUUUGCGUAUUCUCUUUUUUUACCCAAAGUCAAAUACUCCCUCCGGUCCCUAUUAAAGUUCUCAGUUUGACUUCACACAGAUUAAGAAAAUAAAUUUGACUUUACUGUGGAGUGCACUGUUUGGACACUGUUUUGCACUGUUUUGUUUCCUACAAUGGAAGUGUGAACUUAAAUAAGGGACAUCCCAAAAAGGAAAUAUGAGGAUUACAUUUCAACACCAGUAUUGAGUUGAGGGACUAGAAGUGAGACUUUCCAAAAAGGAACAUCCCAAAAAGGAAAGUGAGAACUUUGAUACGGACCGGAGGAAGUAGUAAUAAUAAAUGAAAAACGAAUUGUAUUGAGUCAACGAAGAUGAGCGUAGUAUAGCUUGAUAUAUCCAGAUUCAUGAAAUUGAUUGAUAGUGCGUUCUCAUGUUAAACAUUGUUUCCAUUGAAGUGCCUGAUCACUUGCCUAGUUCUCUCAAAGGGCAAUGCCAAGAUAUACAAACUCAGUUGAAGCAUGAAUGCGUGAUGCACUUGUUUUAUAGAAAAAAUAUUGUUAUGGAGAGGAAUAUUGAAACCUCAAAAGAACCUUGCUCUUUUUCAGAUUACUCAGAGGAAAAUCCAGUUGAAAAGGAAUUCAUCUCAACUGCCAGCCAGGAAACAAAAAUGAUCCAAAACGCACGUCCACUCCUCAAGGCAAGUUUCUAAAAUGCUUUUUCUAAUUGGAAUGUUCGUGGUCCCUUUUCCUGAUUAAGCAGUGGGACAUUCAAGUGCUGGUAGUAAUUGAGGCUAUGGUUGAUUGCUCUUAGUGUGUCUAUUUAAAGACAAGGUUAUAGCAUCUCCACCUAGCAAAAUUUGCCUUUUCUGGAGUUCUGCAUCUAUUUCUAUUUCGAACUUCACUUGGAACAAUCAAUACAUUCACAUGUUAUGAUUUACCUUUUAAAGAGUGCAUCUGUCACUGUGACCUAAUUGAUUUACCUUUUCACUGACAAGUGUGAGGUCGGUCAAAUGGAAGGUUAUGGAGACGCCUGGAUUGUUUGCUAUUUAAUCCUAAAUUCCCUGAUUUAUUUGAUCA
Cuscuta europaea is the source of this 4405-nucleotide messenger RNA. The record is from the annotation of a GenBank genome assembly. NCBI's taxonomy places the organism in Eukaryota, Viridiplantae, Streptophyta, Magnoliopsida, Solanales, Convolvulaceae.